UUCUCUCUAAUUCGUUUUGGAACUUUGAAUUCUAUACGAUUCACCCUCCGACGACGAUUAGUUUGGAAAUAAUUUUAGCUUUUGCUAUGGAAGAAGAAUAUGAUUGAAUAGGGAAAGAGGAUCAACAUCACUCUCGGAAUCGAGUGAAGCCAUCUCCAUGGCUUCGUCAUCGCCCUCUCCUCCCCAUGUGCCAAUGGAACUCCACGUCGCCAACCGGCAAAAGCUCCUCAACUCUCUCCGCCACCACCUCACCGAUUCCUCUCGUCCUCUCCACGGCUUUGUUUUCCUUCAGGGAGGCGAGGAACAAACGCGCCACGAUACUGACCACAUCGAACUCUUCAGGCAGGAGAGUUACUUUGCUUACUUGUUUGGAGUCAGAGAACCUGGAUUCUAUGGAGCUAUAGACAUUGCGACUGGAGAAUCUAUCCUGUUCAUUCCUCGGUUAUCUGCAGACUAUGCUGUUUGGUUGGGAGAAAUAAAGCCGUUAUCCUACUUCAAGGAAAGAUACCUGGUUAGCGUGGUAUACUACACUGAUGAGAUUGCUGGGGUUUUGCAUGACCAUUUCCAAGGAUCUGGAAAACCCUUGUUUCUAUUACAUGGGCUUAACACUGACAGCAAUAAAUAUGCAGAACCAGCAGAGUUUGAGGGUAUGGAUAAGUUUGAGACGGAUUUGACAACUUUGCAUCCUAUUCUGACUGAAUGCCGUGUUUUGAAGUCGGAGCUAGAGCUUGCCCUUAUCCAAUAUGCCAAUGAUAUAAGCUCUGAAGCUCAUGUUGAGGUUAUGAGAAAAACUACAGUGGGAAUGAAAGAGUAUCAGUUGGAAAGCAUGUUUCUUCACCACACCUACAUGUAUGGUGGCUGUAGGCACUGUUCAUACACUUGUAUUUGUGCUACUGGUGAUAAUAGUGCUGUGCUCCACUAUGGGCAUGCAGCGGCUCCAAAUGACAAGACCUUGGAAGAUGGAGAUAUGGCAUUGCUUGAUAUGGGGGCUGAAUACCAUUUUUAUGGGUCUGACAUAACUUGUUCAUUUCCUGUGAAUGGGAAGUUUACUGGUGAUCAGUCACUCAUAUAUAAUGCUGUCCUUGAAGCACACAAUGCUGUCAUAUCUUCAAUGAAACCUGGAGUAAACUGGGUUGAUAUGCACAUAUUAGCAGAGAAAGUUAUCCUUGAGUCAUUGAAGAAAGGAUCCAUCAUUGUUGGCAAUGUGGACGAUAUGAUGACUGAACGAUUGGGUGCUGUUUUCAUGCCUCAUGGGCUAGGGCAUUUACUUGGUAUUGACACACAUGAUCCUGGGGGCUACUUAAAGGGAAUGGAGAGACGAAAAGAACCUGGAUUGAGGGCCUUGCGGACAAUUAGAGAGCUCCAGGAGGGAAUGGUGAUUACAGUCGAGCCUGGAUGCUACUUCAUUGAUGCUUUGUUGCUUCCAGCCAUGGAAAGUUCAAACACUGCAAGAUUCUUCAAUCAGGAAGUAAUUGGCAGAUUUAAAGGUUUCGGUGGAGUUCGAAUUGAAAGUGACGUGCAUGUCUCUGCCGGUGGGUGCAAGAAUAUGACGAAGUGUCCCCGGAAAAUAUCGGAGAUCGAAGCAGUGAUGGCGGGGGCACCAUGGCCGAUUGACAAGACCUCUAUUUAUUUAGAAAAUGGUAGAGAGCAGGUUUAACAGUUGCUGCCCCUGAUAAUGUGCUCUCCAUGAGGCUGACUUCUGCUGUCAUAGAUUUUGUGCUUUUAUAAUGUGAAUUUUUUUUUUUUUUGCUUUGUGUUUCUAUUCUUGGAGUGAACAUUAUGAUAUGCUACAGCUGGAUGGAUUCCUUGGGCUAGGAAUUUGAUAGAACUUAAUUUUGAUUGUCCAAUGAAUCCAGAGUUUUGGCUCCAAUUAUUGAAUAUGGACGGUCAGGAUACCUCUCACUCUCAGCAUUAAAAUCA
Corylus avellana is the source of this 1920-nucleotide messenger RNA. RefSeq names its product Metallopeptidase M24 family protein. Gene Ontology annotation, molecular function: manganese ion binding; metalloaminopeptidase activity. The record is from RefSeq and is a predicted model, not a curated record. NCBI's taxonomy places the organism in Eukaryota, Viridiplantae, Streptophyta, Magnoliopsida, Fagales, Betulaceae.